This is a messenger RNA of Spea bombifrons (plains spadefoot toad), 2619 nucleotides long. It is a transcript of the gene MAP9, whose product is annotated as microtubule associated protein 9. Gene Ontology annotation, biological process: mitotic spindle assembly; mitotic cytokinesis; regulation of mitotic cytokinesis. Gene Ontology annotation, cellular component: astral microtubule. Bases 255 to 2093 code for a protein of 612 amino acids. The transcript is spliced from 14 exons. Gene Ontology annotation, molecular function: microtubule binding. Lineage: Eukaryota; Metazoa; Chordata; Amphibia; Anura; Pelobatidae. The record is from RefSeq and is a predicted model, not a curated record.
CAAGCGACCGUAGGCGGGACAGGAGUGGAACAGCUUUGAUGCUGAGGGAGGUUGCCGUGGAAGUCCGGCUUACCGGCACCUGGGGACUAACCGCUAACGUCUAUUUAACGAUAGAGACAAGUACUUGAUUUAUACUACACGUUUUGUGUACUGUUACACCGAAUAUCUGAACACAUCCACAACAGAUGAAACCACUCAAAAAACUGGUAAAAAAGAAUCAUUGAGUGGCAGGCACUACUUCUUUCAUCCCUACUAUGGAUAGUGAUGAUGAGUUCAGUACCACGCUAGCUUACACCAAGAGUCCCAAGACAGCAAAAAGAACAACUUUUCAGGAUGAACUGAAGAAAGCAAUCAGUGCUCGAGUUUCAAGACAGCAAGCUAUAGAAGAACCUGAAAAUUCAGAUUACUCUGAAGAAUUUGAUAGUGAUGAUAGCUUAAAUGAGUCUUCAGAUGAAGAGAAUUUUUUGAAAUCAAAACUAAAGAAAACCUUUCACGAUUUCAACAUCUCAGAUGAAGAAAAUGAGGCGCCCCAGAAGCUAUCCUUCCUGAAAAAAAAACACCAAUUAAAUGAGCACGUUAAUGAAAAUUCAGAAAAAAAGACAGACAUUUAUGGCAGAGGUGUGCCCCCAUCUUUGGAUGAAAAGAAGAAGGAUGCAAGAAUUAUAGAUGAUAAAGAAAGCAAGCCUGUACCAAAGCCAAGGGAAGCACGUUUAAAAUCCCCUAUUUUAACACAAGGUGUCAGUAUUUCCACAUUAGAUGAAAACUUUAAACCAACACCACAGCAGAGAAACUUUCUUAAGAAAAACAGGUACACAGAAGACAAUGAUUAUGCUCUUACGGAGGAAGUACAUUCCAGUACUAAAUAUACUUCUGUGUCGACUAAUUCUUCCGUAACAAGGCUUAGUGACAAGGUCUCUGCUUCUGAAGGGGAUGUCUUUCCUGAGAGGUUUAGCCCAGAGGGACCUGAAAUGUCAAGACAGCCAUCAAUGGAUUCAAAAUUCAAGUCGGAAACUUCACGUGGUGAAAAAAAUCUUGCCAUCUCUAGAGAGCGAUCGCUGACAUUACAAGAUUUACAAAUUCAAGCAAAGGAGGACUCACAGAACAAUGGUAGAAAAUCUCCCUCAGUUCUGGAACUUAUGCUCGGCAGUAUAGAAGAGAAAUCUAAAGAAGAGAACAAAGAACCUUUGCUUCAAGAUACUGGUAAAAAUGACCUUAAGAAAAAAUCAGAGGGCAGACAUCCAAAGGAGGACGAUUCUGAAUUGGCUAGAUCCCAUUCAAGCAGGUCAUUACCUUGUCAAGAUACUAGUAAGAAAUCCGCAAAACAGAGCACAAAAAUGUCAGCUAAAUCCCGCUACCUGGGAACAUUGACAGUGUUAGAUAAGUCGAUAAAGGAAAGCAGUGGUGAAGUUGAAGCUGCAGAUGUCCUACGAGCUACUGUUUAUCAGAACUGGCUUGAGAAGAAAAAAGCAUAUCUUAAAGAACUGCAUACAUGUAAAAAGACUGACGAAGAUCAGGAGAAAGAGAAAAACGGCAAGGAAACCAUUAAGAAAGAAGAAGCCAGAGCUGCUUUCCUGGCAUGGAAAUCUGAGAAAAAGAAAGAAAUCCAUAUACUCCUAACAAAACAUAAAGAAGCGGAGGAAAAGAAGAUGAAGGAAAUUCGAGAAAUUGCACAGAAGAAAGAAGACGCUAAAAGGGCUUUUGAAAAAUGGAAAGAAGCAAAAGAUUUAUAUUUGAAAGAAAAAGCUCUCAAAGAAAAAGAUAUUGAAACAGAGAAAAAAAGAAAGGAGCAGAAAAGCGUGCUUGAAAAGAAGAAGGAGAAUGUGUCUGCUGUUAAAUCCUGGAGUGAACAAAAGGAUCACAUGUUGAAAAAAAAGAAAAAGGAAAAAAUAUCAGAGAGACUGAAAGAGGAUAAAUUAAAGGCAAUGAAAGAAGAACAAGAGAAGAAGGCAAUGGAACUCUAUGAAGAAUGGCUGGAGAAGAAAGAAAGAAGAGAAAGAAUUGAAAGGAAUCAUAAAAAGCUUCAGGGUAUUUUAAGAGAUGAACCACCACCACCAUGGAGUCCUCCAGGCAAAACGAUCCCUACGGGUAGAUGAUGGAGAAGCAAAACCUCCAAUCGCAUCUACUGGAAUGCCACUAUUUCUAAAGAUGUCAUCUGAAAUGGCUUUCUUGUUUUUAGUCAUUAUUAUGGUUUGUAGUUCUAGACAUUUACAAAGCAGGGUGUGAAAUUGAGUUGAUAUAAUUCCAUAAAAAAACUGACAUUUAAAAUGCAAUGCAAGAAUAUCAAUUCCUGCUCAAACAAAACAAUGCUUUGCUAACAUUUUACUUGACUAUUUGAUUGAAAAUGGAAUGUAGCUAAAUUAUCAGUGCAGCCAAUUUUGUGAAGGUAAAAUAGCAAUGAAUUUCUAUUUGCUAUGUAGGAACAUUUUGUAUCAUUCACGUAUCUUGAGGCAGUGCUAAGGGCAUAGAAUUGCAUUUGUUGUGUUGCACCUGAGUGAAAGGGACAAUUACUUUGUCUGUCUUUACAUGCUUUGUCUUGCAUUAUAAUAGCCUCUUCAUAAACAUUGGUAAAAUACCACAGGGCUCUAUAAAUGAGCUAACCCUAAGACUUCAAAUAUUAAC